Molecule: messenger RNA, 5894 nt
Organism: Porites evermanni
Lineage: Eukaryota; Metazoa; Cnidaria; Anthozoa; Scleractinia; Poritidae
Source: the annotation of a GenBank genome assembly
AACUGUGGUAAAUGAAAAACUCUAAACAUGCAGGUAUGAGUAGAUUCACCUGAUGUAAGCCUGGCUAUUUUUAGGGAAGAUUCAUGCUAAGAUCGGCUUGAUAUUGACACAUACAUGUAAAGCUAUGAUACAGCUCACCGCAUGAUUUACUAACUGUACUCUAGUGGUUCAGCCAAUGUAACCCAGUGAACUUGCUGUAAUUUCUCUUAAAAGGACGAAAAGUUGUUAGAGGUUUCAUUGGAAGCCGUCACAAGUCGUGUUCAGGAGCUAAAGGAAUCUAUCCAGGCAUUUCUGGUCAAGCUUGAACAUGAGCAGAUGAACUGGUAAUUUUUAAACACAUCAUCUACAAGCCCAUUGCCAUUUAUUCAGGGAUCAACAAAACCUGGAUCGGAUCAACCCGUAUGUUUCACUAAAUGGCAAAAGGUUAAGGAUUGGUUACAGUGGUUAAUCAGAUCCAGUUUGUUAAAGGUUUUGUCGAUGGCCAUCUUAUUUUGAAGCUUAUUGAUAUUUUGUGGGUGUAUCACUAAUGUCUAAAUUUGUUUUAUCAUUAACUACCCUGUCAUUUCGUUUGCAUCACUGAAGAAUAUGCCUGCCCACUGUCACGCAUUAUAUGUGAGUCUCACACGUGCGGAUUUAAGAAAUUGAUCUCCCACAUCAAAGAAAAUUUAUCACCCCUGACACUCUUUAACUUGGUGCCUGCCUUUCUUUACAGUUAACACCCGCUAGGACGGAUACCUUUGGGACUGACAGUAAGUGCCCAUCUUAGACAGUUGUCCGUCUUAUAGAGAGUCAAAUAAAGGGAGUAAAGAAAGGCAGGGACCAACUCUAGGGGUCCGUUUUAGGGAAGUGUCCAUCUUAUAGAGGUGUCCAUUAAGAGAGAGUCGACUGUACUCCUUUUAAUUAAACAGUUGUCUCUCAAUAAGACAAACAUCUGAGAGACAGAUCCAGAGGGGGUAGAUUGGGUGGCUAGCCACGCCCCUUUAGAACAACCCACCAAAAAAAUAUAGUACAUGGAAAAACAAACAGAAAUACGUGGGUCCCAAAAAAAUAUAGAAAUAUGUGGGUUGCAAAAGCCUUUUGAAGCCAACCAGCCCUUGUCCUUCCUAAAUUGCCAUGUUUUGGGACAAACAUGGGACAACAUAAAAUAAAUUAAUGCAUAGUUUGGUGGCCGAUUGGUAUCAUCCACCCCUCAUAAAAAAAUCCUGAAUCCACCCCUGCAUCUCAGCUCUAAGACAGACUCAUAGUGUGGUCGCAAAUGUGUCAAUCUUAAAUAGAGUUUACUGUACUUUGCUUUUUUCUCCUUCAUUUCAGGCCGUCCAUCUUGGAUAACUAUGCCCUUCUUUCAGGUUCGAGUAGCUUAACAAUCUGGUACCAUAAAACCUUGCCUUUUGGAAUUGACUUUAUAUAGGAAAAAGUUCUUAUUGUUCUCAUCGUUAGUGAACGUUAACUUUUAACAGGUCAAGUGAACACAUUGACCAAACUACUCAAGAAUGAAAAAACACCUUCCCUCAGAAACCUGGUCUUGCUACCUCUUCUGGUACAACAAGAAGUUGAUCCUGACAUUCAGGUGCAGAUCAUUAUUGUUACAGUACUGCUCAAAGAUAAGCAUCCACGUCAACGUGCUUCAAACUCGCUAGCAAGAAAUUUAUAAAUGCGAGUCCGUUUACCUAACACACUUCAAAAACGGGCUUGCAUUAGAACUGAUAAGUAUGUAUGAGCUAGCGCAUUGUUCCUGGUUUAUUGUUGUCGUAACAGCCACAACAAAAGGCUUAACAACGUCUACAAGACUCGGUGAAGACAAUAACAGUAGACAAGUAUUAUAGAUGUUCUUUCCUUUUUGCAGUGAAGUGAAAUUAACAACCACAUAACAUCAAAAUUAAAAUGACCAAAGAAACAUUUCCAGGAACCUACAAAUACUUUCCUUUAUUCACACAGAAUAUUACAUUAAUAUUCCACAUUCCACAACCGACUGUAAUAAUAAUUAGCAUCAUUAUUUUAUUGAUUACGGUAAGUUAAGUACAGAUAGCAGCUCUUUGUUAAAAUAAGGAAUGCUGGCAAUGCCGGAUUCAGACCUUGAGAUAAGGGGGGGGCAGUCAUCCAGAACCUUUGAUAAGGGGGGGGGGGGUCUCCAAAAAAAAUUUUUUUGGCCCUUUGGGCCUCAGUUUGGUCUAAAAAUAGGAGGGGAUCCAGGCCCCCUGGGCCCCUCCCCUGGAUCUGCCACUCGCUGGUCCAGUUGUGUACAGUGCACCACAUUAAAUAGGACAAUGGAAUCAACAACAGGAAGGAUUCAGCCAUUAUGGCAUUCUGAGCAAAUUUUUCCAUCACUGUAUAUGGCAGCUGUGAUUAAUUAGAUUACUGAAGAUAGACUUUUUUUUUUCAGAAAUCAACAGACGGAAGGGUUCAAGCCUUCAACCAUGAAGUUGGUUAGCACAAUUAAUUAAAUUGUAGUUAUUGAUCAUCAAUGCUAGAAAUUUGAGUUUCAUUAUUUUAAAUCCAUCUUUUAUUCAUGUCAUCAGUACUGUAUAAAUGGUGACCUUUUGCUUCAAGAUCCUGUAUCUUUUUUUUUUAUCUGCUAGUCCCAGACUACUUGCGGACAAAGUACGAUCCUGAAAUAGAAGAUGCAGAGCAAAGACUGGAAACUAUGGCAACCAGCAUCCCUACUGAUCAUGCGCAGGUAAAGCAGACCAAGUACAAAAAAGUAACAGUAUCAUUUGCGGAACUGUACAGAACCCUAGUAACUCGAACUCUGAAGAGAAACAAAAAACAAUUUGAGUUAUUGGCGGUUCAAGUUAUCUGGGUGGUUUAAAUAUUAAACUUGUAUUAAAAAAAUGAAAUGACAAUAGAGCUCUGUGUCUAUCUUGAUGUGUUACGCAUUUUUCAGUAUCGCCUAACAUAAGGUCCUCUCAAUUUUAAGUUAGUCACGUAACUGCAAGCAUUACAAAGUCACGUAAUAUGAAUUGCUUCAUCUCCAAUAAAACUGAUUUAUAACUUGCAGUUAAUACUGACUAGGAAUGUGAAAGAAUCUCUUCAUGCAGUUAAAGCAACAUAAUACAAAACAGGGAGCUUUAGCAAUGACGAUGGCGAAGGCAGCGAAAACGUCGCUAUUAAAAAUAAUCUUUGUGUUUUUUCAAAAUCUGUUGCGAUCAUUUCAAUUCGCUUAAGACAUCAAAUGUAGGUAAAAUGAAUUGUAGGGGACCGAACCAAAGUUCGUCGUGUUGUGUGUACUUUCUUCCUAAAACCCACCGUGAGGGAGUGAUUCACGUCACACUCGUGCAGUGACGGCAAAGAGAAGUACAAAACUUUCUUGACUUCCCCGUUGCUGUCGCCGUCGUUGUUGUCAAAGCUCCCUAACCCCCCCCCCAAAAAAAAAUGUUGUCAUUGUUGAUCUCAUUUAUUUGUUGUUGAAUUGCAGAAGCAGAUUGCUACCUUAAAUGAACUUGCCACCAAUCUCAUUGACCACAUCACAUCAGCCCGAGAGGACUGGGAAGGCGAACAGAGUGCAGGUAUUUCUCGCACGUGUUUUGCUGUGGACAUAUUCACUGUGUGACUACCUGGAUCUUAAGAUCCGGUUUAGUAUGAAUACCAACGACAUAGAACCGGAACAAGUCGUUCACACACAUUGGACAUCGCGCCGUAGCAGUUGACCGAGAGGGUUUGACUUAAUCCCAGUCCUCACCCCUGAAUAUUCACUUCCGUCUCAGUGGAUUCCAGUCCUCCCUCCUAUUUAUUCACUUCCGCUACAGUCCGACUGCACCAAAGUGUGAAACAGAAUCUAUCCGACACGUGACGCUCCAUUUUUGGGUUCGGGGAGGCGCAGCCUCACUCCGUCACAGAAAUGGCGCCAAAAUCAUCGUUCUUAUGUGUUAACAGAAGUCCUACCCAGUAUGAUUUUCGCGCGGGCGCAAAAGCAAUCCCGUAUUGUGUGAACAUAGCUUACGGUCCAGCUGGGGCCCGUUUCUCGAAAGUCCCGGUAACUUUACGGGCCCGAAAUCAAAUAUUCAAAUCGAAAUAUAAGGAAUAAGAGCGCUGCUCCUGGCUAGCAAACAACUCCAUUUUGUUUCAUUAACUGACAGUUUUAUCAUGUUAGAUGCAAAACUAUUGAAACCUCGAUCUUUGAUGUAAACGGAGACAGCUUACCGGGCCCGUUAAUUAUCGGGACUUUCGAGAAACGGGCUCCAGUAACUGACUAAUUAUUCCAUUUGAUGGCCUAAGAAGGUCCUUUUGCUUUGUUUUGUUUUGUGUUUUUUUUUACAGCCUCAAGAAGUUCUUCCACCGUUAAUCCCGAUCUCAAUACUCUAGUGGCUGCUGCGACAUUUGGCAAAGGUAAAUGCAAGAUUAACGUCGAGGUCGUUUUAAAAAUUCUGGAAUCCUUGCUGGUAAUUACAGGGAAGGAAUUACCGGGAAAUUUUUUGAAAGGACUAAUGUCGUGGCUCAAUCUCAGUUUAAAGUAUGAUCAUCUAAAAUACGUUUGGCAUGCUGGCUUACCGAGCGCGGAGAAAUUGUUUGAAGUUUCUGCACCCCGGCGGUGGCGGGUCCAGAAGAGGGGCCCGGGGAGCCCGCCCCUAUCUCAUGGUGUGGAUCCGGCACUGCCCGGGUGGUUUGUGUAAAUGGUAAGCACCCUUUUAAUUUCUGACCAAUCACCAAGCGCGAAAAAUCAGAGGUGCAAAAUCAACUGAAUCAAGAGUGUUAUUUUAUUCUCGGUGUGAAUUUUAUUUUCCCUUGGGUCAAAUUCAUUAUCACAAAUUGUCAAACCCAAACAUAAAAGAAAAGAAAAUUUAAACCAACGGUAAAGUUGAACCAACAACUGCGCCUCGUAACAGGUUUCAGUAUCCCGAACGAGAGCUAAACUCACAGAACUCGCCAGCGUCGCGUCAGUCAACGCAGAAAGCUGGGGGCAGUAACGCGUGUUUGGUACUUUCUCAGGAUAUUAAAAAGCGUUAUAUUUAUUUGUCAACCGUCUUUUAUUUUUUAUAGGACUUAAACCGGCUAAAGUCACAAAGGGAAGAGGAUCUAAAUCAGAUAAAGGUAGAAAGAAAACUACGACCCGUUUUGUUUUUUUGUACGGCUGUUUGUAUUCUUUGGUAUCCGGUCACCUCGCCACCAAACCAUCUUGCUACCAGCGAAAUUGCCACUAAGAAAUGUAAAAGGAUAAGUCUCUAAAAGAAAAAUCCAUUCACUUUAAAUUCAAAAUAAAAUUUAAGGAGGCCAGGGUCAAGUUAGACUUUCAAAAAAGUCUGAAAAAAGAUCGCUCCGCUCGCAAAACUACAAUCGUAAAACUUGUCUUUGGGCUUGAGAAAGAAGUAACUAUCCUAGGUGAGUAAACAGUGUCAAUUAUUGCGGAGUUUUAUAGGGUGGCGAGUAGACUUCGUGGUGGUGAUUUCGUUUAUAACAAUGAUAAUAAUUUAUUUCUUAUUAGGCGCAAAUUAACAUCUGAAUAUGAUCAAAUGCGCCUUACAACUAUAACUGCCUGUAAUAAUUACAAUAAAGUAAACUUGAGAAUACCUAAAACUUUGUAAUCUAAAAUUUAUCAAUCUAACUAUAACAGGCAAAAGCCUUCCUAAAUAAGUAAGUCUUUAUUGUUCGUUUAAAAACCAAUCGUUGGUGGCGAGAUGACCGUAAAAGGGUUCAUCACACGCAACUUUAAGUUGAGGAAAGUAUGAAACAACGUGAUUGUAAUAUUUUUCACUCUUUUUAGGGCCAAAUGUCUGGUCGAAUGAUAGAUCGACGAACAAAGCUCCGAGCUCAGUGAAAGUCGACACCAAGGCGGCUGCUAGUGUCCAUCCCUAUGCUACAUCAAACAGGUCCAACAGUCGGACGGGCCUUUAACAACAGGGAUCUAGCAACGGGACUAAGCAUCCAUGUUUCACUACUGGAGGGCCCAGUUUUUACAGAAC